Eremothecium gossypii ATCC 10895 is the source of this 1152-nucleotide messenger RNA. It is a transcript of the gene YSC83, whose product is annotated as Ysc83p. Lineage: Eukaryota; Fungi; Ascomycota; Saccharomycetes; Saccharomycetales; Saccharomycetaceae. The transcript has a single exon. The record is from RefSeq and is marked provisional. The coding region runs from base 1 to 1152 and encodes 383 amino acids.
AUGGCAGAGCGGUGGAUAAACGCAUGCUUCGAGGCAUAUGACACGACCAUUCGGCACGCGGAAGACGUGGGUGCGCAGGCGGUGCAGUCUGCGCGGGCGGUGUACAACGUCGCGUGCGAGACGGUGAGCGAGAUCGCGCGGCGCGCGGGGACGGAGGAGCGCGGGGUGGCGGUGCUGGCGGAGAAGCCGGCGGGCGGCGUGGCGGCGGCGCGUGAGCACAUACUGGCGGCGGUGGUCGGGCUGGCGGGGCGGCCGCGGGUGCGGGCGGCGGCGGCGGCGGCGGCGGCGGGGCUGCUGGUGUACGUGGCGGGGCGGGCGCUGGUGCCGGCGGUGGCGGCGCGCGUGGUGGGGGAGCGGGAGACGGUGCUGGUGCUGGGGGAGAUGACAGACCCGAUCACGCGGGCGCUGGUGUACGACCUGCACCGGCGGGGCUUCUGCGUGUUCGUGUGCAGCACGAGCGAGAAGCGCGACCGGCAGCUAGAGGACGAGUACGAGAAGGUCCCGUCGCCGUGGGACCAGGAGGGCGGGGUGUGCCACAUGGCGGCAACGCCGGAGGCGGUGGCGCGGUUGACCGAGUUCCUGCAGCGGGAGGAGCGGCGGCUGCGCGGCGUGCUGGUGGUGCCGAGCUCGUGCUUCUUCACGUCUGGGAUGUUCACGAACAUCCCGGAGGGGCAGGUGCGCAGCGAGCUCCAGGAGAACCUGGUCAACACGUGGGCGGUGGUCACGCGGCUGCUGCCGCAGUUCGACAGCGCAUCGCGGGACAAGCUGCAGGUGGUGGUGUUCAACCCGUCCCUGUCGCAGAAGCUGAACCUGCAGUACCACUCGCUGGAGCUGCUGAUGUCGUCGACGAUGGAGUCACUGUACCGCAUCCUGGCCAACGAGUGCGGCUACCUGGCGGACGUGUACCAGUGCCAUCUCGGGAUUCUGAAUAUCGCGGGCAACGCGUCGAACUACAAGUACCUGACAAUCAACGGCAGCCACAUCACGAAGGCGCUCUGCGAGCCGAUCUACGAGCUGCUGCUUUCGCGAGACAACAUGUGGGUGCGUUUCAAGCGGUGGCUCCAGGGCCCUGUUCUAUACUGCGGGAAGGGUUCCCGGCUUGCAUGUUGGCUGAGGAGCUAUGCUCCGCUCUGGUUACUCGAGUUUAUCUAG